This is a messenger RNA of Acanthamoeba castellanii str. Neff, 537 nucleotides long. RefSeq names its product ChaC, cation transport regulatorlike 2, putative. Gene Ontology annotation, molecular function: glutathione specific gamma-glutamylcyclotransferase activity; gamma-glutamylcyclotransferase activity. Gene Ontology annotation, cellular component: cytoplasm. The record is from RefSeq and is a predicted model, not a curated record. Gene Ontology annotation, biological process: glutathione catabolic process. The annotation marks the transcript as partial. The transcript has 7 exons. Lineage: Eukaryota; Discosea; Longamoebia; Acanthamoebidae.
GUGGACGGCUACGUGCGCGGCUACAAGCGACGGUUUUGGCAGGGCAGCACCGACCAUCGUGGUGUGCCGGGUGCGCCUGGGCGAGUGGUCACAUUGAUCAAGGUGGAGGAGGUCCACGAGCAAACGAAGGAGAUCAUCACCUGGGGCGUGGCUUACUACAUCGGCAGGGACCAGGUCGACGAAGUGCUCUCCUACCUUGACUACAGAGAGAAGGGCGGUUACACUCGCGAGCUCGUGGACGUGUUCACCAAGGAGGCUCCCCACCAGCCCACCAUCGUCGGUGCUCUCCUAUACCGGGCAACGGAGGACAACCCCGAAUUCUUGGGCAGUGCGCCUGUGCCGCAGCUGGCCGCUCAGAUCUACAAGUCUGUGGGACCGAGUGGUCGCAAUGUGGAAUAUUUGUUGAACCUGGCGCAGGCCGUGCGCCAGAUGGGGGUGGAGGACGACCACCUCUUUGCCCUUGAACGCCAUGUAUUGGAAAUGGUGGCCCAGGAGAAGGCUGACACAGAAGAGCAGAUCCAACAAGUCAAUGGGUGA